UUACUCUUAUGUUUGUAGUUUCUUUAUAGAUUAUCUAUGAGUUCUAGCUCCAGCAGUUCUUCUAGUGAGAGUGAGCAAUCAAGCUCUAGUAGUUCUAGUUCAGAUGAGGCUCAGGCCACACUCAAGAUGAGAGUCAUACCUGAUCCAUCGGCAUCAUGGCAUCCACCAGGUAGUCUUCCUACCACGUCACAUAGCAGUAGUACAUCACAUGGCUCAGUUUCAGCUGGUCCUAGCUCAAGUCAAGCCACACAAAAGAAGACGAGGGGUCCCACAUAUGUGCAUGGUCCAUGGGGUACUAGUGAAAAUGGUGUUUUAAAUGUUGCUUCAAAUGAGUUGAAUCAAGUAGUUAAAGGAUACACAUCCCUUGCUUCACAUUUGGGUGUUUUGGCACGAGAUGGGAGUCUUGCACCACUCACUUUUACGACUUGGCAUUAUGUCCCACAACAAAACAAAGAUAACAUAUGGAGGGAGAUAAAGGAGAUGCAUUGGCAAGUAUAUCUUCCAUAGCUCUAACAAUAAGGGCUCAAAAGCAUCAUCUUUACAAGCGUGUAUAAUUGUAAUGCAGGCUCAUACGAAUGUAGAUGAAUCCAUGAAGAGAACAAUAAUGGCUUCAUUUGGGAAGAAAUUGAGAGAUUGGAAAAGUAGAGUGAAAAAAGUGGGAUACAAACCCUUCAAGAAUGAUGCAGAAAGGUUGGUUCAUUGAUCGGAUAGAGUACAUGAGGAUCAGUGGAUGGCCUUGGUCUACUAUUAGGGCACUCAGAGUGCAUCG
This is a messenger RNA of Camellia sinensis, 769 nucleotides long. Lineage: Eukaryota; Viridiplantae; Streptophyta; Magnoliopsida; Ericales; Theaceae. The record is from RefSeq and is a predicted model, not a curated record.